CAUUGCCGAUAUAAUGCCAGACAGACAAGAUCCUGGUAAUGCUGGUGCUGUGUACGUGGAAACACGGCAUAGACUUUAGCGCCGCCCCCGUCAAGCGCAUGGUCGGUGGGAGUUGGAGCUCGCUGGGGAUUCUCCUAAACCAGAAGUCGAGAUGAGUAUUUCUGCACGAGCCAUGCAUUCAGGCGGAGGCGGAGGAAGACCCGAGGACGGGCAGUGGCCAGAAAAGAGGGGGAAUGGGCGUCAACUCUCCUCUACAGGCCAGAACAAUCGAUGUGUCUCUUGCUCGACAGGUGCGAGGCUCCGAGGAGGGGUAUAGACUCUCUUCCAUGCAGGUGCCAUCGACGGCCAUCUCGACAUCUACGCCUUGGAUCAGACAAGCUCUCAUCGACCACCCAGGAAACGAAUAUCAAACCACCCUCGGUCUACUCCGUAGCCUUACGGUAAAUCUCGGCGUCGAUUCCGCGCUGCCUUAUUACCCCGACCUCGUUCUCGCCCACAAUCAUUAUUCAAAAGGAACAGCGCCUGGCCAAUUUCCGGGGCCAUAGCCUAUGACCCCUUCUCCCACCCUCUCGACCACUGCCGAACAUGACUCCACCAGUAAUGGAUCAACCGCAUCAGACCUCCUCGACGCAGCG
Messenger RNA from Cladophialophora immunda, 635 nucleotides. RefSeq lists its product as uncharacterized. Bases 234 to 545 code for a protein of 103 amino acids. The record is from RefSeq and is a predicted model, not a curated record. The transcript has a single exon. NCBI's taxonomy places the organism in Eukaryota, Fungi, Ascomycota, Eurotiomycetes, Chaetothyriales, Herpotrichiellaceae.